AUGUAAGGAAGCUGAAAGUUCCAUAAGGUAUGAGUAGGUCAGCCAAGCAAAGUCAACAACACCUAGAUGUUAGUGUAGGAUGAGGAACAAGGUUGAGACAAUAACAAGCGGCAAACACAAUGAAGUUUUUCACAAAAGCUUCGGGAUUCUCUUGACUUUCACACGGGAAGAUAAACGCGACAAUAUGUUAUUGUCAUGAUGUUGCUUUGACGAGGACCCUAACAUCACACAGUACUCCCUGCACUUCUCUCCUGAAUAUCUGCUUGUUUGUGUAGUUGUUGUGUUGUGUGCGAGGCCUUAGCAACACGGAACGUGAAACUUACGUCAGUCACGUUACACCGUAACACUGUUACAUGGGUUACGUGGCAGCAGAAUAUUCAGUUGCUUUUGUCUUGAGACAUCGCCGUCAUGAUGUCGACUGUCGUCGUGCUCCUGCUGCUGGUUGUGGACACUGCAAUCACCUCGAAGAGCAAAAUGGCCUCCACAGAGAUAAGCUGCCAAGCCGCCAUCAUCACCUGGGCGGAGUUCACAUGUGACAGCACAUGUAACGACUGUGUUCACACGUCAAAUGAACAUGAACAUAGCAACAACAGUUGCACAUCCAGACAGUUGACCUCACAGGAAGUGUUUCUCGUCUACCAUCACUGUCCAAGUCCAGGAUGUCGUCUGGAGGCCGUGCCGGGUCUGAUGGGUCCUGUCAAAGCAGAUUACAUGUGCUUGAAAGGUAACGGGAAUGAAGAAACGGGAAACAGAAUGCAAGGUGACAUAGAGAUCGUGGACCCGUGUGAAGAAGGCAACUACACCACGACCUCCGUCAACUUCCUCUACGGCUACCACCGCGUCGUCAACACAACCAGUGACGUCACAUGCUCGUGCUCACUCACUAAACUCAAUGACUCCAGUCCCCUCAAUAUCAAGGCCGUCAAUGCCUACAGUUUACAGCAAGUGAAUAACAAGCUUCCAGAAGUUACUAUAGAGCACGAUAAUAAAAAGGAACGUGUUAACAGCUCUUUCCCUCAGGAUUUUAUUAUCACUACCACAACGACAAACAUCUCACUGACUCUCACCGUAUCCUCGGAUGAUAGAAUUGGCAGGAUGUGGGUCAGCGUCUCUCAGCAAGGACAAGGAUCCUUUUCUGUUCAAUGCGCCGCUGUUUCGGGAUUUAUUCCUGUCGGCACUCAAGAAACAGUUCAGACCUCACUUGUGAAUGUCACCGAAGUUCCCUGGAUACUUUCUGCCCAAGUCGGAGUAGACACCUUCGUUGUCAUCUGCCUGAUCGUAUUCUCCAUAUUUUUCUGGAGAAGAAAACUGCGGAGAAAGAGCUCCUUGGACGGGGCUGGGAGGAGCAAGAGGCAGUCUGAACAACUUGCAGCCUGCGACAUGGUGGAUGAGAGAGGUCACAUGACUCUCAGGCACGUCGACACGUCACGUGACAGCCAGGUGCGAAAUGCUACUUCACUGUGUCUGAGACCUUUCACACACAUCGUGCAUCUGGCUCAAAGAUACAGAGCUUCACGAGUGCUUGCCAUCAAUGAGUGUGCGCCUAUAGUCUGACCAUCACCUCACCUUCGUGCCGGAAAUGACAUCACAGUCAUGGCGUUCGCUGAUUGCUUGCUCAUUCUUUUAAUAGACAAACACGGAAACAAAGCUGAAAAACUGAUAAACAUGAAAUGGCUUUGAGCAAUAACAGAUACCCUAAAAUUUUAUCUACCUGCAUUUAAAUGUACAAUAUUAUAUAUCUGCAGUGGUACACGAAGUUUCCUGGCUUUUAUUUUGAAAAUAAAUGUGAUUAAAAUAUUUACUGUAGUUUAUCUCUGUUGCAGUAAAAAUAUUUUAAUAAUAUUUUUUUAAUAAUUCCGCACAAACUUAAAAUUGAACUACA
Pomacea canaliculata is the source of this 1882-nucleotide messenger RNA. RefSeq lists its product as uncharacterized. The record is from RefSeq and is a predicted model, not a curated record. The transcript has 6 exons. Bases 409 to 1554 code for a protein of 381 amino acids. NCBI's taxonomy places the organism in Eukaryota, Metazoa, Mollusca, Gastropoda, Architaenioglossa, Ampullariidae.